Messenger RNA from Suillus subalutaceus, 1253 nucleotides. RefSeq lists its product as uncharacterized. NCBI's taxonomy places the organism in Eukaryota, Fungi, Basidiomycota, Agaricomycetes, Boletales, Suillaceae. The record is from RefSeq and is a predicted model, not a curated record. The annotation marks the transcript as partial. The transcript has 3 exons.
UGUUUUCGAACUGUGUUGUUAUUAUUACAGAAACAAGCAAGCACAGCGCCGCAGUGCGGGAAGAAUUCAUCCUACGACAAUCCGUCCAAAGAAUUUUCUUGGCUUGCCACGUUAUCCAGCUUCUUUCUUCUACAGAGAGCGAUCGCACAUUUGGCAUAUCCACACUCACCUGGAAUUUCGAGUACCUCGCUGCUCUCCUUGACCGUGCCGACGACACUAUUCAAGUGCUACAUCAGGCUCUCCGCUCAAAUGCCUUCGAAAUAGCCAUGGGUCUCAAAGGACCCCUUGUGGAGGUGGACCCUAAUUAUAUCGACAGAGGUUUUCUUGCGAUGUUAUACUAUUACCUUGUCCACGACAAAAUCUUGACCUAUGCGUGCAAACAUGUGGACGCCUGGUCUAAUGCCAUCGUACCAAUUGUGAUACAAGACGAAACCAUCCGAAAGGACUGGUUUCCAGUCGAGAUGAAGAUACGAUUAUAUGCCAGUCUCAAGUCCAGAGAGGAAAUGAUAAGGCGACCAUCACCUGAUGAAAAGGGCUGGAUUCUACGAUGUUACUGUGGCGAUACCACAGAAGAUAUUCAGCUUAUGCAGUGCUCGGGAUGUCAGGUUGUGCGGUACUGUUCAAAGCGAUGCCAGCGUGAUUCCUGGUACAGUCAUCACAGGUGGAGCUGUAAAUUUUUGAAGGCAGCUGUUGGUUCAUCGACACCACACUACGUGAAACGUAGUCUCUGUCUGCUAUCUGGCCUAGAAGAUCAUGAGGUCUCAUACAGAUGGGGGGAUAUUCAGAGCCAGGUAGCCGUUGCGCGAUGCAAGUAUCCGCAAGAUCAGGACCGACUCGUUGUCAAGAUCAAUAUAGAUGACGAAGAAUUAUCAAUUCUACCUCUUCGACACUACCUCUUUCUGUUCAAUGGUUUCUCUGAAAAUGAGGUCGUGGACCGCUUAUCGUCAUGGCCAGAUCCAAGAGGCCAUCUUCAACGAUCGUUCUUUUGUUCGGUUAUCGCGAUAAACGAUCGAUAUUCGUCACAGCAGAUCUUAUUCAGUCCACGUACUGCAUUAGACAUGGAGACAAUACCAAUGCUCAGCCGUAAUCGUCAAUGUGCGUGAGUUCAUGUUGCGCAGAUCUUGCUUGCACUUGUUCAUCGAUAUUGAUCUUCUACAUUGGGUCAGAUCUGAGCACGCGAGAGGGAACGACCUUGAAGUAUCAAUGACUAUACGUCUUCGCUUUACACAGCACUCACAUAUUGCAUUGUUGUU